CAUCCCCAAUGUUAAGCUGGCGCGCUAUUGGUCUACUAUGCCGGAGCCGCUCUGUCGAAUACCGUGGGCGGCGCUAUUAAUCGGAGAACGUAGCUAAUUUAAAUGUCAAACAAACAUUUUCUCGGUACGUGUAUUUUCCGGGGUAACUAACUCGGCCUAAUGGAUCGCAAAAGACCGCCUUGCUAGGGAGCACAAGUAAAAUAUUAAUUUGCUGAUCCCGACUCCUAAUGGAUUUUGAUAAAUAGCUAACAUUGGUUUUCGAUGAGUUUAGUGCCUGGUAAUUUGAAUGGUAGAUUUUCAUUCUGUAUACGAGACAUUAGGAGAUUAAUGACAAGUGUAGUUUUUGACAGUGACAAGUGUUAUUCGAUUAAGAGCCUUAUUUACAAAAUCGGAGAUUAUCAAAGCUGAUAUGAGUCUCGCGUGAAACGUAAAUUGGUGUUAGAGCAAAGACAAGCUUUUAAGUAAACUGGACUAUAAACAUUAACGCUUCAUCAAUAUUUUCCAUCAUUGAUGUAUUUGAGAAAAGCGGAAAAUCAAACAUCAAACGAAAAUAUAAAUUUAAAUUUAUUAUUUUAUUGUCUUGUGAUAAACUGAAUAAAUAAUAUUAAAAAAUGAUCGAACGAGGUUUCUGUGCAGAUGACAUUGGAGGAUUGUUGAACGGAAAUGCGUCCCACAUUUCCGCGGGAUUCCAGUCACCGUAUGUUGGAAGUGGUGGUCAUUUCAACUCAAUGUAUAGUGGAAGCCAGCGGCCCUCCUUUGCGAUACAGGAACUGCUGGGGCUCGGGAACGCGACCGCAUGUCGACAGAACACAAGUCCAGACCUGCUCGAACACCAGUCUAUGUCGUCUGGGAAUCUGAUGUACUUCUCGCGAGACCUACCAAUGUACAACCACUGUACAGGAAGUUACACAUCCAGCACCGUGGCCUCUGGUCAACUUCAACAGGAGCCCGGAAUGAAUCAGUGUUACGUUAACGUGAACAACGUCCGGGAGUCUCUUCCGCAGCACCAGAUGAGCGCCGCCUCGACGUUCUGCCCAUGGCGCGUACCGGAUGGACUGUCGCAGACGCCGAUGAGCAAUCAGCUUCACCAUCCGCACGGCAUGGCGUCCAUGAUGUCCCGCCAUGCGGACGUAACGACUUACAAUUACAAAAUGUCGCCAGGCGGCGAUCACGAAGUUUCUACAGGGAUGCCGCCGUCUCCCUGCGCCAUGCAGUCCGUAGACAAGUACGAUCCAAACAGCAGCGGCAGCAGCAGCGGCAACGGCGGCGACUGCAGGGUAAAGGACAAGAAGAAACGACGGAGACACAGGACGAUCUUCACUUCGUUUCAGCAGGAGGAGCUGGAGAAGGCGUUCAAGGACGCGCACUACCCGGACCUGUACGCACGGGAAGUGCUCGCACUCAAAAUAGACCUGCCCGAGGACCGCAUUCAGGUAUGGUUCCAAAACAGGCGCGCCAAGUGGCGAAAGACCGAGAAGACGUGGGGAAAGAGCAGCAUCAUGGCGGAGUACGGCCUCUACGGCGCAAUGGUGCGGCACGCGCUGCCACUUCCGGACUCCAUCGUGAAGAGCGCUGAGAGGGGCAUCGAGCAGUCGGCCGCGCCGUGGUUACUUGGGAUGCACAAGAAAUCCGUUGAGGCCGCAACGAAAAUGCAGGAGGAGGAAGAGCAAGAAGAAAAAGCUGCAACGGACCGCAAAACGGAACCAGUUGAUGACGUAAAAUCAGAGAGCAUCGCCGCCUUAAGAGCGCGCGCGCAGCAGCACAACUCCAAAAUGAUUCACGUGCUGCAAAAGGGAGACAACCGCGAAAAAACGAACAAUAACUCCAUAGACACUUAUCCGGGAUCGUAUUAUUGCGACAAUGAGCCUAAUUUAUUGAACAAUUUAUCACGUUAAUAACGUAAACUGUCCGUUUACCAUCACUUGAUAUUUGUAACUGAGUGAACUAGAUAUUAAUUGUGCUAUAUGUGAACUGUAUAUGUGCACUUUUCUUUGUAUUUUACUAUCAGCUGAAAGUUUGAUUCAGUUUAAGUUGUCUUGUGUUAUUAAGUGUUUAGUAAUAUUUUAUUACAUUUGUAUUUGAAGCAUGUCGGCUUUACAUUUCGCCUCUGGGCAGCAAGAUGUUUAUAUAACUUAUAUAACAUUCGUCGAGCACUAUGGGCGCGUUUUCCAACAGCUCCUUAGGAAAAUUUAAGUCAAACUUAAUAAAUUAAUUAACAAAACAAACAAAGUAACAAAGUGUCUGCGGCUGUUUCCUGUACAUGAACAUGUCAAUUUACAUACAAACGAUUCCAAAUACAACGCAUAUGCAGUAAAUAUUGCUUACCUGGCCCUCCUUUAAACACAAAUCUGUUCAUUUUAAAUACCGGAACGUUGAGGAAAUUUCAUCUGAAAUGUUCGAACUGCAGUAAAUAAUAGUUCAGAUUUCCGUAAGGAACUUGGUGAAGCGUGUGACUCUCCGUGGAUGAUCUUUCAUCUUUCUUUGAAAAGUGGGCUUUAUGCAUGUGCGGUAAGGGUCUUCCCAGAAUACUCUGUGCAGUCCGCACAGGCUAAUCUAUGACGACACUUUCCGCCUACACUGGAUUUUUGCUAAGAAGUUGCGUGCCUUAAACAAAACAAAAACGUAACAGCGGAAAGUAUCUUAAAUUAUAAGCCUGUGCUGAAAGCAUAGGUUCAUUUGGGACGUUACUUCAUGCACAUGCAUUAAGCCCAGUUUUCCAUGAACGCGGCUCGAUUUUUUAGCGAUAACGUGCCUUUUGUGCAAUAUGAGGAUGAGACGUGUGCAUGCUAUUUUCAGUAUUUUGGCGUCGUGUUUUUUUUUUAAAUAAGGCGCUUAUUUUCUUUUUAUGUCAUGUAAAAACAAUCCGACUGGGCUAUAACAAGCAGACGAUCAUAAUGACCCCUAUUACUAAAACUAUUGUGUGUUAAUUGUUUUCUGUCGGAGUUGAACAUGUGGUAACUAUAUGCACACUUUGAAUACAUUUAUUUAAUUAAUGUUAAUUCAUUUUAAUAUUCUCUGAAGUGCAUGUUAUCAUCAUAUAAUAUUUGUUUGUCCAUAAUCAUGUAAUUUGGACAUGGGCUUUUAAACAAAACACUGGACAAUGAUAUUCUUACAAUGACAUAUUUUCCCACAGAUAAUGAACAUUUAAUCACCCCAAAUGAUUUGUAAAUAUGAGCCAAUAACUCGCCCUUUUUUCGAAAGAAAAAAAUUUGUGAACAAGUCCGUUUAAAAUACUUCAUGAUUGAGUAAGUUAUUUAAUCCGCAAUAUUUAGCGGCGUUCAAUUCUUCCUUUUAAAAUACUAGGAUUGUAUGCCAAAAUGAGGGAAAAUUAAAAUCUAACCUUUAUCUUGCAACAGCCAAGCCAAGUUGAAGAGUGUGUUUAAAUAAGUUCAAUUUAUCGAAUACUAAUAUGCGAAAAGCGAUGCGUUCAGUCGUAUUUUUACAUUACACUUCGAAAGUACAUGUAGAGUUGUCGGUCCUUUCUCUCACAUACAAUCUCUGCCAUCACAAGAAAAUCCAACCAGAUUUGGUAGGAUUUUACUUUAUUGGUUUGAGUAUUAUAUUAUAAAAAACGUAGUAUUAUUUUCUUGAACAUUUUAAAAAUAGUGUAUAAGUUAAGGUUCAUUAUAAAAAUAAUACCUAAAUUAAAAAGAAAGUAAAAGUAACAACGGUAUAAAUAUGGCUGCCUUCAUCACGUGGUUGGUUAUGAAGGCAGGGAUUUGAUCCAGCCAUGCUGGUUCCCGUCAAAUCUCUGCGCGGAGGUUGUCGAUGCCUUAGGUACUUGUAUAACCCUGCUUAUAUUAUGGUGAUCAUACGACGUUGUAGCCGGGGCGCCGUAAGAACGGUCCAAACUAGUCAGCAAAAUAUCAGGGACCGAUAUAGUUUGAUUACAUUAUAUAUAAUUAUUCUGAUAAUAAUAACAUAAUCAGUCGUUAGUGUUUAAAAAUAGUAUUCGUUUACUAAAUUUGACAG
Molecule: messenger RNA, 3972 nt
Organism: Dreissena polymorpha
Lineage: Eukaryota; Metazoa; Mollusca; Bivalvia; Myida; Dreissenidae
Product: visual system homeobox 2-like
Exons: 5
Coding region: 612-1895 (427 amino acids)
Biological process (GO): regulation of transcription by RNA polymerase II
Cellular component (GO): nucleus
Molecular function (GO): sequence-specific double-stranded DNA binding; DNA-binding transcription factor activity, RNA polymerase II-specific
Source: RefSeq, a predicted model, not a curated record